AUGUCUAACGAAAAUAUUAAAGUCGACGGUUACCAGAACGAAGUUUCUGCUGUGGUUGGUAACUUUUUCAAAGGUUGUGCUAUCCCUGAAGAUACCAAAUUUGACUUAUAUGAAAACAAGAAGUCUAAAGAUGGCAAAUACGUCAUUCACGGUCAGAAUAAGAGAUUGGAAUAUGAAGGUGCUUCAGAUGAGUUGGUCAGUCAAUCAAAUCAAUAUGUUGUAGGUGUUUUCAAUCCUGAGAAAAAGAAAGUCGAAUUAUACAGAGUCCCAUUGUUAAAGUCCAAAGUCAUUUCAAAAUCUAGUAAAAACUUAGCUGGUCCAAAGAUUAAAAGUGAUGAAACCCGUAUGUCUGUGUUGAGAAACAAAUUAGGUGAAGCAUUUGGUACCAAGAAAGCCAAGAAAGCUAUCACAGACCUUGAAAAGAAUCGUAUUGAUGCGGAUAAAUUAGCUGGAUCUGCGAUCGAUAUUGUGGCAUCAGUGAGAACCGCUGCCAAGGACUUGCCAACUAGAGCUGAAUUACAAGAAUCUCUUUCAAAUGAUAGACCAACUCCAUUGGCCAAUGUUGAUGCCACUGAUGUUGAACAAGUCUAUCCAAUCCACAACAUAAUAUCUAAGAAGGAAUUAGCCUUCAUUCGUGUUGGUCCAUUAAUGAAAGAAGACGAUUCAGAAAAGAAAUUGGAGAUGCUCCCAUACACAAAGUCACAUUAUAUAUCCAAGAAACUGGAAUCUAUUUCGCAAUCUGAAAACAUGACGAAAAUGCAAUUAUUAUACUAUCUAUCCUUAUUGCUAGGUGUUUACGAUAGUAGAAGAGUCAAUAACAGAGUUAAAUUAAUGGAGAGAUUAAACUCUCCACCAGAUGCUAUAGUCGAUGGUAUUUUCGAUAAAUUCACAAUUUUAAGAGCUAGUCACUUUGGUAAAUCAAAAGAUCGCUCAUUUUUCAUUGAUCCUCAACAUGAAGAUAAAUUACUCUGUUAUAUUUUAGCUAUCAUAUUACAUUUAGAUAACUUUAUCGUCGAAAUUUCUCCUCUAGCACAAGAAUUAAAUAUAAAACCAUCAAGAUUAGUCAAUCUGUUCAGAAUAUUAGGUUGUAUCGUUAAAGGUGCUACUGUCUCUCAAGCAGAAGCUUUUGGCAUUCCAAAGAGUACCGCUUCUACAUAUAAAAUUGCUACCUUAAAGGUUCCAUUCAGGUUACCGGAAAUGGUUAGAAGAGGUAGAGGUCCACAACGUUAA
Molecule: messenger RNA, 1230 nt
Organism: Tetrapisispora phaffii CBS 4417
Lineage: Eukaryota; Fungi; Ascomycota; Saccharomycetes; Saccharomycetales; Saccharomycetaceae
Gene: RPA49
Product: DNA-directed RNA polymerase I subunit RPA49
Exons: 1
Coding region: 1-1230 (409 amino acids)
Biological process (GO): nucleolar large rRNA transcription by RNA polymerase I; RNA polymerase I preinitiation complex assembly; transcription elongation by RNA polymerase I
Cellular component (GO): RNA polymerase I complex
Molecular function (GO): DNA binding
Source: RefSeq, a predicted model, not a curated record